AUCUUAGCCUGAGGGCGGGAGAAGAGGACGGCUGGCUCCCAAGAUGGCGGCGGCGGCGGCGGUUUCCGCGGCGGCGACCGACUCUGCCUCAUCGGCCCCGGCCAGCGCCCGCGAAGAGGAGCUCCCUCGCCUGGAGCCGGCCGAGGUGAGGAGCCGCCUGGAGAGGAGCGCCCGGCAGUUCCGCAACCGGCGCAAGGUGCUCGUCCGGGGGCUGCCCGCCGACGUCGCUAACCAGGUGAGCCUUCUCCCCGCCCCCCUGCCGCCUUUCUCAGUCACCUUCUCCGGCCUGCGGAGGAGCUCUGCUGAACCCUCAAGCCUGCGCGCGCGCGGCGAAGGACGCUUCGCUCUCGAAAAGCGGCAGACUAAUCUGCCUCUGGCUGAGGGUGGACCCUCAAUUCCCAGCACCUGGCCCGACUUACUGCCUUUCAGAAGCGCUAUCUGAAAAAGUUUCGAGAUCCGGGUGAGGUAAUUCGCCUUUGCUAGCGAAGCAUCAUCACUGCUUUUCUCACUUCAGUUCUCACCAAGUAAGAGCUGAAAAACAGACGAACGAAAAGCCCUUGGCGAUUUUAUCUGUUCCUGGCUGUAUCAUUUCCUACAGCAAAGCGGUGGAUCUUCUUCAGCCUUCAAGAAAUCGAUCUUUGCAAACAAAGCCAGUCUGCCAAGGAAAUGUAGCACAGAACCUUCUCUCUGACAUAGGGUUGUAUGUGUAGGGAGUAUGGGGGAAUAUUCAAACCCUUCACCAACUCACGCCCCAGGUGCAACCCAGUACAGAUGCAAAUGGGAGUCUGACAUGUUGUUCAGCUAUUUUAAGGGGUGUUCACACACACAGUGAACACAUGAGAGACGAUUGGAUGACACCUUGUAGAUGGGCCCCUGCCGACAUGGCAACGUAUUUUCUGUUCACAGGUAUAGUUGUACGCAAACAAGGCUCUUGUCUUUGUACAUCUCUGUCUCACAGACACUGAAUGUGCAGCCUCCAGGGGAGGAAGAGUUGGUGUCCAGGGUGUGUGUUUAGCAGGUAUAUAGCCACCUUGGCCCCUCACACAUUCACUGAAGAAAGGGCAUGUUCUGAACGUGCUGCUAGUGGGAAGAGAUGUGUGUUCUGCAAUACAGACACUCAGACACCAUGGUUCACAAACAGACUUCAGACCGUGGAUUUUGAAUCUGACUUCCUGCCCACUCACACACCAUGACUUUGUUAGCUUGGACACCAUACCACAAACUAUAGCUAAGCCAUAACCAUAAUUCAGCAUGAUGUCUGAAUUGAGCCAGACACGUCAUCAAUCUUUUCUGUUUCUAUGGCUGUUGUAGAAGAAUGCACAUAAUCCUAUGGGGCUAGAGGCGACCUCUCAGUUGUGCAUUGUUUUGUCCUCAGCUAUGUAUCAUCGAUAUAUUUCACUACACCUUCAGUUUGUACGCCAUCUUUCUGUAUUGUUGUACUCAAGGUGGCUUACAAGCUGAAGAAACAACAGAAUAUACAGCCAGGAUUACAUGUCUUAUAAUGAUCUGAUCCAAUGAAAAUAAGUCAUAAUAAAAAGAACAACUUUAAAAUAAACAAGUUCUAUCAAAUAAAGUAAUAUUCAAUCAUCUGUUAGACAAAAUAUCAUUCUCAAAUUAUCAGCAAAUAAUAAUUAACCAAAUUCACUCUCAACAACCAGUGAAUCAUUACUAAACUAUCAUAAAGUCAAGUCACCAUACAUAAUAAUAGCACAAUACAUUCCCAUAACCUACGCAUUGUGUUUUUAAAUGCAGGAACCAGAAGUUAGGGUUGUAAACUGUGAAUUUAAAAGGUGAAGAAGUGCCAGGGGCAUUAGAAGGUGUGGUAUUUCUAUGCAGAGUCCAAAUACAUUCAAGAUAGUCACAAUAGCAGUCACUGGUGAUAACCAUUCAUGUUGGUGAAAAAAUGCUUAUUAUUAUCUUGUUUACAUUUGGACUUUCUAAAGAACUCUGACACAUCUACUGCUGCUCUCUUGUAUUGGAUAGAAUUUGGCCCUAAUGCUCAAUCUUUUUUCUUCUGUAACCCUUUCACCUGUCAAGUGAGUAACGUGAUGUACCUGCUGAAGUGGCUUUUACUCUGAAACUUAAGCAGUAAGAAAUACGUUGGCUUUUAAAGUGCCGGCGGGCUUCUUAUGUUUUGCUGCGUACAUUGCUAAAAAGAGAUAUUUGUUUUCUUGAGUUAGUUGGCAUCCACUUAGUGAGGUUGAUGAGCAGCAGUUUUAACACAGAAGGAAGAUGGCAUGUUAUUCACACAACACACCAUUAUACAUUGCUGAAAACCUUUCUCUAUGAACUGUAAAUUAAACUGGCCAUAGUUGUCUGCUUUGGAGGAAACAAAUGAGCAUGUUUUAUUACAGAAUAGUAGCACUCCAACAGAGUUGUUAAGGGAAAUACAGUGGUAAGGAAGCAGUGUGCUAACAUUUUGUCUUUGUGUGUUUACAUAUUUGCAUCUCUUUCAAGAUGUGUCACGGAACAUGUGAUGCAGUAACUUUGCUGAAACUAAUCAAGUGUGGGUUGUCUGGUCAUUGCCCACCUUGAGUUGGAUAAAUGGUGGACUAGAAAUGUAAUGAAUCUACGGCGUCUAUGCACAUUCUCAGAUUUAGUUCAUAGAGACCUGAGGGAAGAGUGCUGAAGCCGGAAGAACUCUGAUUUCAACCUUGAGCAGUUGAAAGACGGUUGGUUGAAAUGCCGCCAAUUAAUUGCAUGCAAGGUGGAGAGCUUAAAAGCUCCUUUUGUGCUAGAUUUCCUGGCACAGAAAGAGCUUUUAAGCUCUCUACUUUGCUUAUUGGUCUCUGUGAGGUCCUUGUGGGAACUCGCCAGCCUCGCUGGCGUCUCCCGGAGCUCUGUAAGCAAGGCAGAGAGUUUUGGCCCACUAUAAGUGGGCUGAAACUCCUAAAUGGAUAGAUACCAUUUAUUAGAGAUACAGUGGUACCUCGGGUUAAGUACUUAAUUCGUUUCGGAGGUCCGUUCUUAACCUGAAACUGUUCUUAACCUGAAGCACCACUUUAGCUAAUGGGGCCUCCAGCUGCUGCCGCACCGCCAGAGCACAAUUUCUGUUCUCAUCCUGAAGCAAAGUUCUUAACCCGAGGUACUAUUUCUGGGUUAGCGGAGUCUGUAACCUGAAGCGUCUGUAACCUGAGGUACCACUGUACAUGUUUUAUAAACGGGUUCUAAGAUGCACCUCUGUAUAAAUGUCUCAUUUAAAAAAAAAAAAAUUCUUGUGAGGAUUACAUUAGCAUCCACAUCCUGUAGUGGAGUGAAUUGCCUGAUCAGGAAGGGCAAUUGUACUUUAGAAAGGACAGUGGAACUUCAUAGGAAAUCCUCAUUGUGUACAUUUUACAUUAUUACAUAGAAACAGUUGAACAGCCCACCAGGUGAAGGUUUGACCCUGUGACCUGUCCUCAUUGUUUGGGUGAGAUCACUUGAUUCCCAAGCACUAUUGAUUGUUGCCAAAGUAUCAGAGGCAGGCUUCUAGAAUUGCCUUUAAUUGGAAUGUCUGCCUUUUCAAGGGCGUCAGUAACACCCUCUCCCUAGAGUUUGGCUAGGUUUAUGUCGGAAGAGUACAUUGGAGUGUUUCAAGCUGCCUCUGAGAGGCACAUUUCAAACCAGAGUCUUGCUUAUCCAUCUAUGCACUCUUGGUCUCAUGGUCAGAAUGGUGGAGCUAGCUGGCUUGGCAGAGUUUGACCUUGAGCGAGGUUGACUCCUUUCUGUGAAAAGAUCACACAUGCCUCAAAUGAGGUAACCUGUUCAGCUCGCCUGCUUGCCAGAAGUGAAAAGUAUCUUGAGCAAUAAGCGAAAGUGUUGCCUCAGGCAGCAUAAAGCACAUGCUAAAUAUUGGCUUGCUGCUGUUCAGGAAGACUGCAGUCUGGAAAGGAAGCUGAUCUCCUGUGGUGCCAGCUGUUCUGGUUGAUGAUUUAUGCUGAUUAUGCAAUUCCCUCAGUAAAUACAGAGCAUAAUGUCAUCUUUAAGUGGAGGUAUAGUGCCUUCUGGUUCUCUUUUAUUAAAACAUCUUUUUACUUGAAAAACAUUUAAUGCCAUCAACACAAAGUCAUUUGGCAACUAAUCCUUAUAAUGGUGAAUGUAGGCCAGUUUUGUUUGUGAAUUGUACCUUGAGACAAUAUUUAUUACUAGAUUUCUAUGCCGCCCUUCAUCAAAAGAUCUCGGGGCCAUUCACAAGAUAAAAAUACAAGAUAAAAGCACAAAUAAACAACAAAACAAUACCCCCCACAUGCACAUUUAAAAGGCUGUAGGAUGUUGUUCAGCCAAAGGUCUGGUUGAAGAGGAACAUUUUUGCCUGGAGCCUAAAUAUAUAUAAUGAAGACGCCAGAUUAACCUCCCUGUGAAGAGCAUUCCACAAAUGGGGAGCCACUGCAGAAAACUCCUCACUGCGAGAAGUGAAGUUACAGGGAACCAGGCACAGGGCCUUUUCAGUAGUAGCACCCACCCUGUGGAACACCCUCCCAUCAGAUGUCCAGGUGAUAAACAACCCUUUAAGUUUUAGAAGACAUUUGAAGGCAGCCCUGUGUAGGGAAGUUUUAAAUGUUUGAUGUUUUAUUACGCUUUUAUGUUUGUUGGAAGCUGCCCAGAGUGGCUAGGACAACCCAGUCAGAUGGGCAGAUAAUAAUAAUAAUAAUAAUAAUAAUAAUAUAGCAUAUCCAAAACAUAUCCAUUGAGCAGGUAAGUUUGUUCCUCGUUUAUCUCAGAAUGGAUGAUUUCAGAAUAAAUUACAACAUUUAAACAUAUUUUACUAUUUCAGAUACAUCAUGUGAAAAGGAAAAGAGCCUAUGUCAACCAAACCUUAUUAUAAACUGGCAACAGGGAUUGUCAGACCACACCACAGUAAAGUUAUUCUUAAUGUGACUUAACACAAUCCUCAGCUUAUUCAAUAAUUUUCUAAUAAUGUAUCCCAUAUAAAACAGAGAGAGACUUCUGUUUUCCAUCACAUUCAGUUUUGAAGUUACAAGCACUUUAACAAAGAAUUAUUUGUUUAAGAAGACUUCCCAAAACCAUAUUUGAUUAUUAUAGGGCUUUUAUGGACUUAGGAUCAAAAUGUGUAUCUGAUUACUUUAUUUGAGGGGUGGCCAGUAAUAUUACUGAGUUUGAACCCAGAAAGGGGACUUUUUAAGAGCAGAGCAUAUUUGCUAUUUGACUUUGUCAAUUCACACACACACACACACACACACAAUGUUGCCAAACUUUUACUCUUCUGCUCAACAAGAGAGAGCUUUUCAAACCAGUUCUGUGAAAACCUGAAUUGUGUGGCAUGUUUAGUUGGACUUUGUCCAAGCCUGCAAGAUAAAUCUUCAGAUAAAAAAUCCAGAACCAGGAAAUGCUCAAAGCAUUGAUUAGGCUUUGCUGGAGUUGCUGCCAGUACGUGGAUGCAGCUUUUACUAUAAAAUGAAAUACUCAUUUCAUGCUCUGCAGUUUAGCAGUGGGGUGUGACUGGCUUCAGGAAUGAGGACUGGGUGUAUUUUGCUGAAACUAUCCUCUGGGCAGAUUUUGGCCUCUGUGGACUGGAGUGGGGGAAGCGGCUGGGAUUCCUUUUGAUGAAAGAGGUAAUGUUUCCCACUCUGGCUCAAACUGGAUUUCUUCUGUUGACUUUACACAGGAAGUUCAUGAUCUGCUAAGUGACUACGAACUAAAGUACUGUUUUGUGGAUAAAUACAAGGGAACUGGUAAGUAAACUAGCAUUACAGAAUUCUCCUUUCUGUCAUAGGGUGGGUUGACUCUGUUCAACUCUUGACAAAUAAAAAAUAAUCUACUGAACCUAGCUGAAUGGACAUCCCCUUUCAGUUAAUCUCCAUUGAAUGCAGAUUCAUGGGUAACUAAAAGAUUGGGUUGAUGCACAUAGUUUAUGUGGGUGGAGGUCUUUUCUAAUAUUCUUCUUGCUUGCUCUCACUGCUGUGAACAUGUUGUUUGUCUUGGUCUUACUGUCCUCUGCGUGUGAUCAUCCUUCAGUUUUGCACAUUCAGCCAUAUGUGAGGUGGCUAGUGACUUCAUUUGGAAAAUUAGAAGCCCAGGAGCCCCAUGAGGUCUUGUAUGUGCCAUAUGGGGGUAUCUGGUUUUUGUGCUGGAAAUAACACCAUUGGCUUUUUCUGUUCAUUUCUGAAUAUCCAUAACUCACUCUCCACAGGUUGGGCAAGGCUACACAUAUAUUCUUCCUUGUUUAAACAGUAAGGUAUUGUUGUGCAUUAGAAAUUGUUCAUGAAAAGGAAAAGCUUCUGGCAUGCAUGCCUGAAGGUUGGUGGUUCUACUAGUGGGCCAUUAACCCCAUCAAUCCUAACAUCAAUCAAGGAGUGUGGGUGGCACUGUGGUCUAAACCACUGAGCCUCUUGGGUUUGCUGACAAGAAGGUCGGCGGUUUGAAUCCCCACCGCGGGGUGAGCUCCUAUUGCUCUGUCCCAGCUUCUGCCAACCUAGCAGUUUGAAAGCACACCAGUGCAAGUAGAUAAAUAGGUACCACUGCGGUAGGAAGGUAAACAGGGUUUCCGUGCGCUCUGGCACUCAUAAUGGUGUCCCGUUGUGCCAGAAGCCUGGAAAGCUGUCUGUGACAAACGCCGGCUCCCUCAGCCUGAAAAGCUAGAUGAGCGCCGCACCCCAUAGUCACCUUUGACUGGACUUAACCAUCUCUUAAUAAAAUAUUAAUUUAAAAUGGAGUAAAACUGGGAUUUAGAUGUAUGUGUAAAUACAUUAACGAAAAAAGAGGGAAGAAAGCAAACUUAGCAAGGGAUGAAUAUCAGCAAAUUUAAGUCACUUGUAUAUUAUUUGAACAGAGUAGUCACCAAGUUUAUAAAAGGCACAAAAUUUAUUUAGGAUGGGGAAACACCAAAAGUAACCACAGAUGUGCUCUUAAACUGGAUGUGUAACUCACACCGUAAGCACCUAAAAGUCUUGGGGUAAACAAUAUUAAUUUAUCAUGUCCCUGGCAGUUAGUUUUAUUACAGCAUCUUCCAGCUCUGAAUGUCAGAUGUUGGCAAUGAAAAGAAAAUAGUGGUCUGCGUCAUGCUGUGCUUGAUAUCUGUUGUUUGGCCACAACUAAAGACAGUUUGCUGGACUGCGUAGAUUUUCUGUCUAGUCCAGCAUGACAAUUCUGUUGUAUACAGACAACAACCAAUUAACGUGCAUCUGAAUGACGUAUGAUUGUGCAUGCCUGCACAGCACCGAACCCAGAAGUGACCCAAAAACAUCACUAAACACGUCAGAGGCACAACAGGGCAGGGCAUACCAAUAUGCAGUGGGCUGGGAACAGAACCUCUGCGCAAAAUGGUGAUUGACUGUAUACACCUUGAAAUCUAUGCAGAGGUUUGUGGGCCUUGACUUGUGUGUUGCUAUAUAACGUCUUGUCAAUAGCUUUUACAUAACCUCGAUCUCUUGCAGCUUUCGUCACGUUACUGAAUGGGGAACAGGCAGAAUCGGCCAUUAAGCAAUUCCAUCUGAGCAAGCUGCGAGACAAAGAGAUCACAGUGCAGUUACAACCUACAGAUGCCUUGCUCUGCAUUGCCAACCUGCCUCAGCUUUACACGCAGCAACAGUUUGAGGACCUGGUUCGGCCCUUUGGGAACCUGGAACGCUGCUUCUUGGUGUAUAGUGAGAAGACGGGGCACUCCAAAGGCUAUGGCUUUGUGGAGUACAUGAAAAAGGAUUCAGCAGCCCGAGCAAAAUCUGACCUGCUGGGCAAACAGUUGGGAACACGGACUCUGUAUGUUCACUGGACAGAUGUUAACCAGUUGACCCUAGACCUCAUUCAUUCAAAGUGCUUAUGCAUAGAUAAACUGCCACACAAUUACAAUGACAUAGAAGAACUGAGGCAGACCUUCUCUGCCAUCUGCCCUCCAACAUUCUGUCAGGUAAGCACCUUGGGCCACAGGGAAGAGGGCUGCCCUUCCUGUCCUUAGUGCAGCACUCAAAGCAGUUUCACACAACAGUCUUAUUGCACUUAUUUUAGAAUCCAUUUACCAGGAUAUUUCUGAAGCAACAAAAGAUCAGGCUGCAACCCCUUCCAGUUUGCUUCUGUGAAUAGCACAACAGUGUUGUGUCACAAAUUUCUUCAAUAAUGAAAUUUAGAAACUUACUGCUGGUCCUAAGUGCUUGGUCACUCACUGCCAGGGGAUUAACAUUUGGCAUAAUUUCCAGCUCAAAGAAAUUGGUUUGCUUGAAUCACACAACCUAUCCCAAACGCAAUAAGUUUGUUUUUCUGUGUGCUCAACAUAGAAUACAGUGGUACCUCAGGUUACAUACGCUUCAGGUUACAGACUCCACUAACCCAGAAAUAGUACCUCGGUUUAAGAACUUUGCUUCAGGAUGAGAACAGAAAUCGUGUGGCAGCAACGGGAGGCCCCAUUAGCUAAAGUGGUGCUUCAGGUUAAGAACAGCUUCAGGUUAAGAACGGACCUCCGGAACGAAAUUUAAAGUUUAUAUAUAGACUUAUGGUAAAACUAAUGAGUGAUAGAAAAAUGGUGGAAUGAUUUUUUAUUUUUUAUAGGCUUAACAGAAAUGUUAUAAGGAGUUAAGCACAUAUAAGUAUUUUAGUUUUAAUGGAAAAUAAGGUUAAAAAAUAUGUUAUUUGCAAUAUCACAGAAAAUGGAGAAAGAUGGAAAGGAUUUGCUGAAACAAUUAAUAGAAGUGGAAAACAAAAAGGGAGGUGUGAGGAGGUCGAGAAAACAAGGGAAUGAAAGAUAGAGUAUGGAAAAGAGAUGAUGUAUGUUUUUAAAUUGUUUUUGUUUUGUUCUAUUCAGGGUUAAGGUUAAGGAGUGGGGUUUGUUUAGCUUAGUUUAAUGUGUUUAGUUUUGAGUUUAGGUUGUGUUUUGUAUUGUUUAUAUAUUGUAUUGUAUUGUUUUUCCUUUUUGUUUUUCUCCUUUGUUUUUUCUUUUCUUUUUUUCUUUUUUUCUUUUUUCUCUAUUUUUGUAAUCUAUAAAAGUAAUAAAUAUUAUUAAAAAAAAAAAAAAAAGAUCGGACCUCCGGAACAAAUUAAGUACGUAACCAGAGGUACCACUGUAAUAGAAAUGUAGAGUUGGAAGGGACCACAAGGAUCAUGUAGUCCAUGUUGACUAGAUUGCACUUCUGGCCAGGGUCAAGGAAAUGUAAAGAACAUAGAAGCCUAAUUCUGUGGCCACAGAUAGUCUCUAUUCAAUUCUAUAUAGUUUUGAAAUACUGGCACCUGUCUCCUCCAUAUUUUUUGUGGUUUUCUAUAAACGUGAGAUGGGCUAUAUCCUUUUUGCCACCUGAUAGCUGUAGCAACAGAUGCAGCCACACUAGUAGACUGUUUGCCACACCAAUUUAAGUAGUAGUAUUAAUCUGUUGGGUAGAAAAUGUAAAAGACUCUGGCUCAGGCAGUUGCAUAUUUUAAAAGCUGCACAAGCCCCAUCAGUGCAAAUGGGAUAUAAUUAGCCAAAUUACCUGUUGUAACAGUCUGGUCAUUCUAAUAACAGGGCUAUUGGCUAUAACUUCACCUUCCUCUGCCCCCCAAUUCCAUAUAACAAAAUGUGAAUUGCAACAUAGUGCUUUCUUUGACUGCAUUGUUGGUCUUUUUGAGGGGGAAAGUGCUUGUUGGUUACCAACCUUAAGGCAAAAGAGGGAUGAGGUUGGCUGUUGUGAUCGUGCUAAUGAGACUCUCAUGGGGGGUUGCUGUAAGAUUGUUCUGUCAUUCUCCCCUAGCCUAGCAAUUCUCUUGUAGUAGCUUGGUUCUCUUGACAAAAUGAGGUGAUACAUGUCCCAGUAAGCCAGAGAUAACCAUUGUGGUGCUUUCCAUAUGUUGGACUACAGUUCUCAUCAUCCCUGACUACUUGCCAUACUGGCUAGGGCUAAUGGAUGUUCGAAUUCAACAUCUGGAGGGUACACAUUGACUACUUCUGUCCUAAGCGCAGGAGGAUUUACUGAUGCAGAAUCUUGCUGGGAUUCCCUUUGGUUGGCUCAAAGCGUAUAAAGCAGCCAUGUCCUCUUUCUUUUGUGCCGAGUCACCUUCUUACUGCCUUCUUUUCCUUUUGCAUAGUUGGCAUGUGGUCAGGAUGGGCAGCUAAAGGGCUUUGCAGUCCUCGAGUACGAGUCAGCUGAGAUAGCAGAGAUGGUCCAAGAGGCCACCAAUGGCUUGCCACUUGCUGGAAACCACAUCAGAGUGUCCUUCUGUGCUCCAGGCCCUCCUGGGAGAAGUAUGCUAGCUGCUCUGAUAGCAGCACAGGCAACAGUAAGGUUCAAUUCACAAUAAUUACUGUAUGGUUUUAUGUUGUGAGCUGCACUGAGAUUUUCUUCAUAGCAAGUGGUAUAAAUAUGUUAAAUGAUGCCUCUUCCUGUGGGUAGUUUGAAAUCAUCUCCUUGCCAAUAGUGUACCACCUUUUGUUCCUUUAUCCACCUUUCUCCUCAUGCCUGUAUCUUUUUAAGAGGUUUAUACUUUGGCCCAGAGCUGGGUGUUGCAUCUCCAGGGACUGACACAAUGCCUCCAUUGUUUUGGUUUUGGACAGACUUCUGCUCAUCAACAAGGCUUCCUCCUGUAGCCAUUAUCUGUUCUAUAUGGGCAUCCACUGUAUUGUGCGGAUGGUUUGAUACUGAUAGACUCAUUAAGUAAAAAGGAGAGCAACUUAAUUACAUUUCAGCUCACCUCAUUACAAGGGUACAUGUUUGAAUCAAAACAAAAUACAGCUCACAGAAGCCCAAAGGUCCCCCUCCAAUGGCCCAAUGUGGCAGGCUGUCUGUCUUAAGUGUUCUGUGUUGUAAACUGUUAGUUAUUUUGUGAUCUGAAACCUUAACUGUACACUCGGAUGCUCCCUUCCUGCAUGGUUAGAGUCAUGAUCAUGAAAAGGUUCUUCUAUCAGUUAGUGAGUCCGGGUGCCUCUUGAUUUUUGUUUUGUUUUGUUUUUUUGCUGCUGUUGCUUUUACAGGCACUUAACCGUGGAAAAGGGCUUCUUCCCGAGCCCAAUCUUCUUCAGAUUCUGAACAGCUUAGGAAAUCCUACGUCAGUCCAGCUCUUAUUCAACCCUCUCCUUCAUGGAGCCAUUGGAGGAAAGCAAGGCAAGUAUGCGUAAGUGGCCCUCAAAUAGGAUAUCUCUGAAAGCACCUUUGGUAUUGAGCUAUGUGAUCUUGGGGUUUCCUCCCACUGUGAGCCCAUUGAGUAUGUUAGAUCUCAGCCCUAUGUUAGAUCUCCUCAGCCCUACUGGCAUCUGCUAAUGGCCAGAUGUGUUGUCACUGACUUGAUUGGAGCUGCAAUCAGACAGGGAUUGUUUGUAUUCACGAUACAGAUAUGACAGUUGUUGUUUUUAUCUUGGGCUGUAGAAGAGCAGGUUCAAAAAGAUGGGAAGCUUUCCUCAGAUCAGAAAGAGCUUGAAUUCUUACCAAAUAUUUGUGUUGGAUACAAAAUGGAUAAGAUGGCACUUACAGAUGUAGUAUAUGCUUUAGAGUUCUUCAUGAGGCAACCAAAAUGGUGUUCAUUCUUACUCGUAGUUUAUCUAAUGUGAGGGUUUGUGCCUAACAAACUAGUGCUGUCAAGUAAGAAAAAAAAAAACUAACUUGGACUCAUUCAUCAAAAGCAAAAGUGAAUAAGGUAUUCUGAUAACUUUAAAAAAUGAAGGGUUUCACGGUUUGGGCUGUUCUUUUUGGUUCAGUUUGCAUUACUGCAGUAUUUUGAGAGGUUGCUAAGGGAUUCCCCACCCCAUUACAUUGGAGAGUUUUUAAAACUUUCCUUUUCUUUUUCAGGAAUCCUAGGAGCCCCUCCAUCAGUGCACCUGCUAAGCAACCCUGCCCUGUCCACAGCUCUGCUUCAGCUAGCGCUUCAAAAUCAAACACAAGCACAACAGGUAACUGCCAUUCAGUGUUGCAGGUAAAAUAACGUUGAUGUUAAUCUUUGCCCUAUCCAUGGAUGGGCUGGUGUUCCAGAUUGCGAGAAGAUAAAGAACAAUCUCCUUGUCUCUCCCCCCCCCCCGCUCCUAAAAAAACCCCUCUAUAUACAGAUACAUAUCUCUGCAGGGGCAGCGACUGCUUUGGAAACAAGUACCUUGGGGUUAUACCUGGGGAUCAUUCUCUUCCACUACUCACCAGCAGCCUAACUCACUUUAGCCUCACACUCAAAAGAAUCUAGUUGCAUCUAUUCUUUAAUUCUUCACUGGAACUUCUCUGUGUACUGUUGCAAUGCUAUGCCAAAUGGCAGGGAGAAUUUUAUCAGCUGUGGUUUCAUCUGGUUCCUACAGGGCAAAAUCUAGUCUGCUUGAUCUCCUGGUAAUAGAAAUGUCCUUGGGGUGGCUUGCAAACAGCAGGAGUUUGAUGCAGGCUCUUACUUUCCAACUUCCUUCUCUGUUUUUUCUUGUCUGUUUUAAUUCUUUUGGCUUUUAGUAACCCUGUCUCUGGUCUCUAUUUGCUUUCUGCUCCAGAAGGCAUUUCUUGGAAACUUGCUCUUAGUCCAAAACCAGGUCUGGACACAACUCCUGCAGAACAAGGAAAACCAGGCCAUAUUCCAUGUGAGUGGUAGGCCAGACCUGUGUGUGAAAAUCACGCUGCUUGUGUGUGGGUGUUUAUUGUGUGUACGCUGCAUGAAGGUGCACUGCAGGGACCAUCCUCCAGCUUUAAUCAUAUUCUAGUCUCACUGGGGAGGAUGUGUUGUGCAAGACAUCCUCCUAGAUCUAGGACUUCACCCUGUUUAAGCCUUAAACCCCAUAGUUUCAGGGGGGCUGGCUUGCGGUAGCAUUUAGCAUGACUAGUAGAAGGCUUUCUGAUAAAGAGAGGGUUCUUGGUUGAUGAGGAGCGUUCUUGUCAGUAUGCAAGUCCUCUUCACUGCCUCUUCGCUUCCUUAAGGCUGAAUGGGAGCACAUUUAUUCCAGUGAGUGCUGUGGGCCUAUGCACCAUCAAUUGAGCUGUACCGUUGUGGAGCAAAAUUAAUUGUGCAUGAUGGAGCAGUUCUGUACAUGGUGGUCUGAAGUUUUCCAAAUAUCUAGCGUUAUUUGACAAGGAGCAGUGGAGUAGAGGGCAAAGAGGUAGAGCUGCAAAAAAAGAAAAAAGAACAGGUCUGUUUUCCACAUCUCCAUCUCCUUCUGGAAGUAUACCCAAAUGGAUUGACAUAGGCCCUCUGAAUUUGGAUGGGGUAAACCUCUUCCUGAUGCCUCCUUGUUGAAAACCAUUGCUUAUCAGACUUCAGACUUUUGUUCUCAACAAGUUGGGUUUCAGAGCAUAGCUCUCUAGGCUUCUAUUCUGCUUUGCUGCCUCCAACCAUUGAUGGAAGAAUCUGCCACAAACAACUAUUAGAACUUGCCAUGGUUGGGGUGGAGUUGCAUCGGAAUUAAAUAGCCUUGAAGGUUGUGGUUUUGCCUGCUGUUAAUGUUGUCCCUGUUGCAGCUGAACAGCAAAAUCCAUCCCAACUAUCACUGUACAGGAUCUUUCAAAUAAUAGUAACUCGUAUACUCAGAACCAUGAUGCAAGGAAGUUAGCAGCCAGGACUUUCUGUACUGGAUUCUCUGAGGGUUGCUUUGAAAUGGAAAUACAGCUGUAGAAGAACAGUUGGAGAAUGGGAAAAGGCCAUGAGUGUGAUGGAAUUUAAGCUAACUGUGCUGUAGAAUCCUGUUUGUGUUGCAUUUGGGCCACUUGCAACAGCUAAACUCAAGUCUUCACCGCAAAGUCCUGUGAAGUCCAUCUGAAAGACAUUGGUGCACCUCUCUCCUAUCUAUAAAGUGCCAUCUUUCUCAGGAGCUUUCUAUGUUCUGUAUCUGAACAUAGCUUGCCAGGAGUGUCCGGUGGUACUCAGUUACCUGGGCACUGGUUUAGCAAAAUGAUCUGCCCGGCGUCUGUAAGCUGCAUUCAGGUGGUCUGCAGCAUGUAUGCAUUAAACAGUAAUACUGGUUUUCAAUUGUAUUCUUACUGCUUCUUUAGAUUCUUAUAUUGUACUUUAUUGUGUUGCAGUCUGAAUUUAAUAGAAUGCAAAAUGUUAGAAAUAAAAGAAACACUAAAAAAUUAAUUUUAAAACCAUACAUCACCUAGCACAGCACAAUUGCUGCAACAGGCAGAAAAAUCAUUAAGUGGUCCAUCAGCAAUUUUCAAGUGGUCCGUUGGGGGGGAGGAGCUUGGGAACCACUGCUCCUGCUCUAGAGACAUGAGUGAUGUGGCUGUAUGUAGUUGAUCCCUUUUUCCUUAACCAUUUGGAUCAGUAUGCCUUUGCCAUUGCCUUGCUUGAGAUUAGUGGCUUGUAGUGGGUUAUUGGCUUGAGUGUGUUGGAUUUUUAUCACACACAGUCUUGUUUCCUGUCUUAAUUGUGGGAACAUAUUGAUUUGUUUGUAGAAACCAGGAAUCUUGGGAGAGUCUCCGCUGGGUUCCUUGCAGCAUGCUUUGGGAAUGCAAAACACACCAACUUCUCAGACAGGAAAUCAGUUACUGAGUGAGAUGUCCUCAGGUAAGUGCUUUGUGGUAUAGGGUCAUAACAACAUCCUCUGCAGAAUUUAAUUUUUGAGUGAUGGUUUCUACUAGAAGCUAGGGAAAUUAUGUUCUAUAAAGUCAGUACCUAGGCAGUGAAAGUAUGGAAAAACUUAGGGAUCAAGGAAACUCCUGAUUCUUUCAGAAACUGACUGACCACAUAAUAUAGCUUAUCUGUUCUUAUUUUUCUCAUUUAACUUACUUUAUAGAUUUUUACUUUUAGUAAAAGGUGAAGAUUUAUACAAUCUGAAGAGAAACCACCUUAAUAACUGUUAACAUACACAAUUGUUAUACUUUGUAUUUUGGGUCUAUGGACUGCAAUAAAGCCGUGUGUGAAUUUUACCUUGCUGAUCCAAGGCCAGAAUUCUUUCAUCAUAACAGAAGGGAGAGUAUUUACUUGGGUUGCUGUAUAGCAGACUGUCCUUUGAAUAGGAGAAGGCUUUCGGAUGUAGUGAGAAGGCAAAAUAUUUUUUGUUUGUUUGAAAUCUUAGCAUAAUUGGUGCUGCACCUCACAGCAACUUCAUCUCAUCAAGAUCUACUCAUACAGCAACUACAGUAACUCUGUUGUUAUUUUUGCGAGCAGCAGCAGUUCCUUCUUCAGCUAUGUUCUGCUUGUUCUGGCCCACGAGAAAUCUUUCUGUGCAUUUUAUUUUUACUUCUCUUCACUUCAGAGUAGCUCCUGCAGCCCUGUGUGGAAAUUAGGUAGGUGGCGCCACUCCUCACAGAAGUUGUGUAGAGGAAGAUUGGCGGAGCAAAGAACUCUGCUAACAGAUCAAACAAGUAUAUCCUCAGGCCUGCAGUUGUUGAGGAAGGGAGAGGUUGCAGGCUAGUUGCACAGCAAGUUGUUCAGCAAGUCCUCAUUCGGAGCAGGAUAGCAUGGAAGGGAGCAAAUUAACUCCUUCCAUGCAGUGAGUCCCGUAGUGUUUAAUGAAGGGGUGUUUUGAGUCUUAGCUCCACAUGAAGCCACCGACCUGGGGAACAUAGAAGAAGAGUAGGGUUUGCUACCUUUCUUGCAUUCUCUGAAGGAGUCUCCCCAACCAUGUCUUUGUUGAAGGUGGUAGCAAACUUUCACCCCACCCAUUGUGCUCUUGCCCCCAUUGGAGCUUUUCAUUGCUCUUGUGGAAAGGACUCAGACCAGCAAUUUAUGUAUAAAUCCCUAGCAGGUUGGGUAGCCCCAUUUUACUCCCUUACUCACUGGCAAAAGUCCAGCAAAUGACUUUCUACUCUUUAAGGUAUUUUAACCACCAUGAAUUAAAGAAGUGGUUAGUUGACAACAUUUGAACAGUAAAUUGACUGUCCCAACCUGAUGAUUUGGGUUCCAAAACUACUUUAUUUUAGGAAGUGGCUCUCACCUGGGUGCAUGUCCUCUCCUUAGGUGGCUCCCUACCUUCUGAUAUGGCUCCAGGACCUGUGAAGUCUCCAAUCUUGCCUUCAGGAAACCUGCCUUUGCCAUCCUUUCUGGGACCAUUGGGAAUGGAGAGGGAGAACUCUGGGAUAGGACCCCACCUGACCCCACCUGGGCUGCAAGGCCUCACCACUUCUAUCCUGGGGUCUGUGAUCAGUGGGCUUCAGAAGCCAAAGCAGACAGAAAAUGGGCCUCCAUCAUCUGGGGUAAGUGUGAGGCUAUCAAUGAACUUUUGUGAGGAAUCCGGUACCUUGUGAAGGUUUACGUUUGUGAAAAUCUGAAUAUAUGUUAUGUGGUGCUUUUCUGUCCUUCAUCAUUGUAGUUCAGAAACAUGUGAGGGUCUUGACUGAAGUGCUUUUAUACUGCAUGAGAGCUUCAGUUGUGCUUUUCCUUCCUGUCCCUUUUCCCUUGCAGCUCUCCUCCUGCUUUUGAAUUCUUCAGUUCUCAUGCCCGCAUUGAAACCCUGGGAUGAAACUGUUGCAACUGGAUAGAAACAUAACCAGUUCCUAGACUUCUAGAUAUUAUUAUCACUAAAUUUAUUACCUGCCCUUCAGCAGCAGGUCCCAGGGCAGGUUACAACAAUUUAAAAUUCAGAAUUGAAAACAGUUAAAGCAAAUUAUAGUCACAGGAAUAGAGUGUGUCCUGAAAAAACCUAUCUUGGAUAGCAUAGGCCAGGGUAAAAAACAUUUCCAAAACCUGUAUAGUGAAGAAGCCAGAUGCACAUCUGUGAUGAGGAUAUUCCUCAUCUUCAGAGCUGCCACAGAGAAGGCCCUCUCCCCCUGGGCCACACACAACAAACUUCUGAGGGAGGUAUAUUCCUCAGGAGGUGGAACCACCAAGAGAAGCCCCUUAUAGCAUAACUGACUCCAGGGGUUUUCAAAAUUGGGCUGCAAGUGAUCAGCUGGAAGAUGUUCAGCAUAGUGUAGGCACUGUGUUUAGCCUGUCCACACUUCUGUAAUCAGUAUGUCAAAAGCAUGUUAUUAGAAGAAAUUAUAUUAGAAGAAAAACUGCCAAGUGUUUGUUGCUGAGAAUCUCUUUAAAACCAAUAGAUCACUUCACCAAGCUCCAACGUUGGACUUAACUUUUUAUUUUUUAAUAGAGGAUGCAUCCACCUUUUCUUCAAAAAAUAAAACUGUUUAACUUUUUUAUCACACAAUGUGUGAUUCACCUUUGUUAGGGGCACCAGCUGGAAACCUCUAGAAAAUGGUGCUCACUGUUGCCUCUCUUACAGGUCUCUCUGCUAGGAGAGCCACCCAAAGACUUCAAGAUUCCACUCAAUCCUUACUUAAAUCUGCAAAGUCUUCUCCCUACGAACAAGCCUGGAGGUAAGGUGGCCACAUCUUAAGUGGUAUUUGGCUAAAGUGGAUCUGUUGAAAUUAAUGGGCCAAAUUUAGACAUGUUAAUUUCAGUGGGUCUACACUGAAUAAAAGUUAUCUGAAUGCCACCCUUACUUGGCACAAGGGGAAAUGAAAGUACAAAACUGUGUCCUCUAGUACUUGCUAGAAAAUCUAAUUUCUGGUGUGCUUUGAGCUGUCUUAUGGAGGCAGGAUGGGUAAGAGGCAUGGCAGUUUUUAGUGCUCUUUCUGCCUGCAGCUAUAGACCUUGCAUGAUUAGACAAUGAGGGUGUUUCCUGCAGCCCUGAGGUGAGUCUAGAGGGGGACAAAGCCUUUCCUAUCCCUGGUUCUUCUACCGUGCUGCCUGCAUGCUGUUAGUCAGCUCUUUUGUCUUUGUAGGUGGGGCCAACAAAGCGUUCAGCUUGAAGACUGGUGUACUGGGCAAUGUUUCAAAUCCCAGAAUUCCACAGGCCUCCCUAUCUGAUGCUGUGUUGCCUUCUUCUGGGCUGACAGGAGACGGCUGUGCUUUUGACUACCAGCCAGUGAGUACUUGAAGAUCCAUUAUGGCCAUGGCUUCUGAAUAUAAACAGCAAGGUUAAAGUGCUGGAGUUGCUUUCAUUUAUCUUAAUGCCCUUUAGGCGCUGCUUCUUCAUUCUGUAUUAUUAUUCUGUGUGGCAGCAUCUGCUAAAAACAUUCUUGUUUAGACAAGCCUGCCCAGAUGCUUAGGGUGUAAUUUUAAUCUCUUUUAGUACUUUAUCUUUUGUAUGUUUUAGGGUUGUAAUUUUUUAUUGAGUUUAUUGCCUUAUCUUUUUGUAAAGUGCUUUGAGGUUAUUUUGCAAUCAAGUGAUGUAUGAAUUUUAUGAAAUAAAUGUUAUGUUCCUGUAGGCACAGAUUUCUAGUUCUUAUUGGUGACCAUAUCAGUUCAAAUGACAUAGAAUCAUAGAAUCAGAGUUGGAAGGGACCCUGAGGAUCCACACUCUAACCAACUCAGCUAUGAAAAGUUUGGGGCAUCACUAUAUCCAGUUUACACAACUCGGGAUUAAAGAGUUCCUGCCUUUUCUCUUUUCUAUCAAAAGGACUUGGGAACGCGAAUGUAUCCGCAGGCCAGAGAGACAGGGCCCCAGCUAGGUGGAUUUGCACACAACAAGCAGAAGGUAAACAUCCAUUGUUUUAAAUGCCUCUACCUAGCUUGGAUGGGGUAGAUCCAGAGGCAGCCAACAUGGUGCCCUUGCUGAACUGCAGUUCCCAUAAUUGCUGGCCGUUGGCCAUGCUGGUGUGAAUUGAUGGGAGUUGGGAGUCCAGCAGCAUCUGGAGGGCACCGUGUUGGCUACCCCUGGGCUAGUCCCAAGGCAGCUGCCUCUGUCAUAUUUAUAUUCCUAAAUACAGUGUUGUAUUUGAUAUGGUGGCACUAAAAAAUGUCAGCUGCUGGCCUCAUCCCCUGAAAGGCAGUAGGUUUAGAAUGCUGCAAUGCCAUAACUAUGAGAUUUGUCGUUAUGAAGUGUUGUGAUUUGUGCUAGUUUAAUGUGCAUGGAAGAUGGCCUGGUAAGGAACACCCACAAACUUGGCGGUUAAGAGCAAGCCGUACUUGAAACGGUCGCUAACUGUGUAGCAGAAUGCACAAGGAGGGCACAGAGCUGUGGAAGGUUGUGGGCGGGAAACGGACUCUUUCUUCUAGCCAUCCUGCAGUGCUGAACUGGUGACAAGUGCCUGCUGUCAUCCUCCUUUCUCUCCCUCUCCAAGGCAAGUUGUCACUUAGAAGCGCUGCAUAGGCUGGUGGGAGGGGCUCAGUCAUUUUUAGUUGUUGCUGUCCUACAGUGUGGAGAGGGGUGUGAGAAGCUCUGCGUACAAGGAGCCGGUGUGAAUCUUGUUCCCCUUUUCCAGGUGUCAUCACCUGGGUUUGAACGGAACAGCCUUGGAGCCCCUCUGCCUCCGUUCUAUUCCGGAUCCCCAAGCUCCUAUUUCACCAGCGGCCUUCAGGCUGGGCUCAGACAGAGCCACCUAAACAAAGUAAGAUUUCCCAUAAUGAUGGUUGUGCUUUGUUUUAGGAAGCAAAUUUGGAUAGUUUUGGAUGCUACACUGGCACACAAACAGCUCCAGUCACUUGCUGAUGUGGUCUCAUUUUUGUUUUGUUAUUUGUUAAAUUUGUAUACCUCUCUUCACCCCAAGAUCACAGGGCAGUUCACAACAUAAAAAUACAAAAUGUGAACACAAAAUACAUAAAAAGCAAAACAAAGACAAACUCAUUCAUUGGCUGUCUGAAAGCAUCCCCCCAUGCUUUUCAUUUGAGUUUGUGGCCACUAGUUUUCCCUAUGAUAACAGCUUUUGCACACAGCUGAAGAUAGAAAUGGCCAAACCUCAGUAGAAUAUGAUCAAGGGAGAUUGCAAACACUUUCAGAUAUAACCCACAAAGUGCAUGAGUUGCAGAUCUUGUAAAAGAAAAGGUGAACAUGGAAUUGCUUUGAUUAUUAUAGUGGGAAUAGAGAAUCUAUUUUGUUGUUGGAUUCUAGCUCCCAUCAGCCCCAGCCAUCACGGCUGCUGGUCAGGGAUCGCAAGAAUUGUAGUCCCAACAAUACCUGGAGGGCAAGAGCCUGGAAUAAGAAGGAAAAUAUUAGUAUAAUUAUCCAAGACUGGAAACAUUGGCUGGGAUCCAAAUAACAAGAGAACUAGUUUAUGUGCCUAUACUGUGCUCUGGGCUUGCUUUGCCAACAGCAGACCCCAUGAUACAUUGUAAACCUUUUGGAAACUGAUGAUACUUUUUAAAAAGCAUUCUGAUCUUGCAUUGAUCUGUUUAAAGUGCAAGAUCCUGAUGGACAUGCCUUGGCAAGCGUAGUGAUCUGUUCUUGUAUUACUAGCAGUCUCAAAACCUGCAACUGCAGAACCUUCUGUAGAUUGACCCCAAGAUAUAAAUUAGUCUAAUUUCAUGCUGUUAUUUUGCACAGGGGCUUUCUGGCUUCAUUUGUUAGCGUGAAAUUCUUGGAUGCUUUUCUUCAGGAACUUCAAAGAAAAAGUAUUUGGAAGGAAAUCUCACAGGACAGCCAGAGAGGUUGGGGAGCAGGCUUACAGCCAUUCUAAGCAAACAAGCCAGCUCACUCAGGCCACUUGUGAGACCUAGCUUUGCCUCCAUAUCCCUGAAGGACUGACAUCUUGCCUUUAUCAGUGUAGUGUUUUUCAUAGAAUCACUCUGGGUAGUGGAGGGGGGUGUCAGCCUCGCAGUCAGAAAUGAUGUUAGUUCUACUCUUGCCUUUUCUUCCAGGCAGUUGGGAUGCCACCUGUGAGUGCAGCAGAUGGCAUCAUGGGACUAGGACCAACAAGUCACUCACACAGCACCUACUCAAAGGUGGGUUGGUACCGCUUUGACCUUUGAAACCUUUAGCUCCUCCAUGUCUUGUCAUUUCCCUAAUUCUGCCUCUCUUCCCCCUCAUUGCUUUUGCAGACUCCGGUUGGUGGCCAGAAACGGGCCUUUUCCCACCUGCUCCCAUCCCCAGAACCCAGCCCAGAAGGGAGCUAUGUGGGUCAGCAUUCUCAAGGCCUGGGAGGGCACUACGCAGACUCCUAUAUGAAGCGAAAGAGGAUAUUUUAAUCAGUUUCCUAUAGAAGCACUCACUUUUCUCCUUCCCCAAAUAUGUAAAUUUUUGUAAAAAUGUUUUUAAUGUUUUGCUUAGACUUGGUUUUAAGACUCGGUGCAGAGGACUUGGCUUCUGAGCAUGGGAUCCAGUGCAAGCACAUCCUGGGCUUUGAAGAUGAACCCUUGGUGCAUUUUGCAGCAAAUUCCCCUUUUCCCUAAGUGAGGCUAUUUCGACAAUCAGGAGAAUCACCACCAAACUGCAGACAGCUCCCUACUGCCUCUCAGUCAGCUGGACCAAAAUGAAACUGGAUGCCUUUUCCCUACUUGGGCUCCUUCCUGUUCUGUGCUCUUAUUGCAGUAUAUUCUACUUGCAUGGUCCUGUUGAGCAAGGGCCUUGUCUUCUAGAGAUACGAGUGUCUUGCCUUAACACUUUUUCCAGCGAAGGAAUGUACUUGCAUUCUGUAGGUGCCUCUGGAUUGCUGCAGUGUGACAGAGCAAACUACUAAAGAGGAAGAAGAUGGCAACGGAGAACUCUUGCGUCACGUUGGAAAACACGGUCCUGGUCAGUUGCAGCCUGUCACCUUCACUAUGCUCCUGCGGCCCCCAGGUAGAGACAUGACUCUGCCUCCCCUGCAAUCUGACUUUGCUUUUAUUUUUUUAAACAUUAAGUCUGUGUACUUAUUUUGGUUAUGAUUAAUUUGUAAAUUACCUUUUUUUUAAAAAAAAAUCCAUGCUUUUAGUUACUUCCUUUAAAAAUACAUAGUUUAGAAGUGUGUGAUCUUGGUAAACUCUAUGAACUUGAUUUACUUGUUUUAAAUUCUCUCCCUCCUUGGGUUGUUGCUGUUUUUUCAUUGGUUUAGACCAAUUCCCUCUUGGGUGCAAAGGUUUUUUGAGUGAGUGUGGUUUUGUCUUAAUGCUGAUCCUGCAGUCUGAUAACACUUAAGCCAGGCUCCUGUGGCUGGGUCUGCCUUUGGGUGUUGUUCCCUGGGGUGACUUAGAAUUUUGCUUAGUGUUUUUCCAUCUUGGUGGCAACAGGAGUCCUCCAUUUGGCUUUUUGAGAGGACCCAGCUUUGAAGCUACACCUGCACUUUUUGCAGAGCUACGAUUUUUGAGUGGGUUCCACUGAACUGGCAUUUUCCAGCUCCAGUCUGAACUUAAUGGGCUGUGAAUGAUCCUCUUCCCCUUACACUGGGCUGAGGGUGAAAAGAUGGAAAGCACAACCCUAUUCUACCAGGACAUUUUCUGAACAAGGUCCAGGUUUAGCUUGGUACAGAGAUAAAUAAAUGGCCCUAUAAGUUGCUUAACCAUCUUAGGUUCACAGUAGUUCCAUAUUACCCAUUCUCAGUGUGUGGAGUUUGCUUUGAGACAGAGAAGGGGUCUGUGGCCUUUUUCCUGGGGGAUUUGUAGUUUAGCCUAUAUACAUUUUCUGUUUUAUAAACAUGCUAUGAUGAUUCUACUGUAGAUACUGCUUGGUUAGCUGUAUAUGUCGUGGGAUUUGAAAUCCAUUGGCAGCUGGAUACCAACUUUCCAAAGUAAAGUUAUAUUUAUAUCAAA
Molecule: messenger RNA, 22233 nt
Organism: Podarcis lilfordi (Lilford's wall lizard)
Lineage: Eukaryota; Metazoa; Chordata; Lepidosauria; Squamata; Lacertidae
Source: the annotation of a GenBank genome assembly